Cyprinodon tularosa is the source of this 2475-nucleotide messenger RNA. RefSeq names its product spermatogenesis associated 2 (gene spata2). Gene Ontology annotation, biological process: regulation of tumor necrosis factor-mediated signaling pathway; protein K63-linked deubiquitination; regulation of necroptotic process. NCBI's taxonomy places the organism in Eukaryota, Metazoa, Chordata, Actinopteri, Cyprinodontiformes, Cyprinodontidae. The coding region runs from base 522 to 2216 and encodes 564 amino acids. The record is from RefSeq and is a predicted model, not a curated record. The transcript has 3 exons. Gene Ontology annotation, cellular component: cytoplasm.
GAUGCUGACAGUUGCCCUCGCGCAUGCGCAUUGGGAUGAAGGGAAUUUUCAACAGCUGAGGAGGCGUACCUAGCUAGAGGGGCUAACACUUUAAGGUUGGAGAUUGGCGAGAAAGAACCCUUCUGUUGACAAUGGCUCUUCAAGACGAUUGACCUCAAACCACAUUAAUCUGACUCUUAUUUAACAGAGCAAAUAUCCUCAUUUUCUAAAUUGUUUGUGUUGCACUGACCUGUUUGUCUGGAAACAAGUUAUGCUUUGAGACGAAGAAGAGAUGUCCAUACAAAGACAACCGUACAAGAUACUGCAUUGCUCCACCAACUGGGGGAGGGGUUGUGUUUAGAUGAUGGACUACUGAGUCUAUCUGUUCUCCUUUCUCCAAAACAUAGCAAUUUAGCAUGAGUCAAUGUACCAAAGUCAGUUAUUCUUGCCGGAAAUGGGGCUCGAAUGUGGCAUCCAAAUUCAAGGUGUGCCUAAAGGGCUAAGGCUCUCUGUAACUUCUGAAUGAUAGUCUGUUGCAAAUAAUGGAUGCCAAGUUAAGAGAGGACCUGUUUCGGAGGUAUGUGACUGCACUGGAAAAGCGUCUGGAGGGGGGAUAUACGGGGAAUGGCACAACACUGGACAGAGACAAAAACAGACACAAGGAAAGCGAGGCCCUGCUCUCCACGGCCACGGCUCUGCUCGGAGCCUAUCAGCCUGAUCCUGGACAACGAUUCCGCAUGGUGCGUUUCUACGAGAUGGUGGAGAACUCUCUCCGAUGCCAGAGAGGAGGCAGCCUGAAGAGCCUGGAGAGGGCCUUUCAAACUCUAGAAACCAUCUGCACUAAUCUCCUGCUCUUCCCUUGGAAAAAAGAGUUCCGAUGUAUAAAGACCUUCACUGGCCCAUAUGUGUACCAUCUGCAGUCUGCCAUUUCUGAUGCUGAACUCCGAACACUAAUGCGUACCAUUGGAUAUACCUGUGACCCUGAUUCCCAGUUCCGUUUGCUGGACCACCCUGGCGACUCGGAUCAUCUCCGCCAGUUAGCCUUUGAGCUGUUCUUGUCCCAGGCAGAGUGUCGUCUUCUCGGGGAGGUUGUGGCUCUCGCCCGCGGUGCAGCCUCGGAGCUCGAAGCGCUGGAACUCCGCCGGGAUUGUAGAGACGAUGCUGCUGGCUGCGCCGAGGCACUGCGCAGACGUGACAGCCUUGGGGCAGAUAUUUCUCGCUUGUCUGUUCGACCACUGGAUAUAGAAAGGCCUCAUACCCACCACCUGAGACGAAGCAGCCGCCCAUCCAAGUCUGUGGAUGUUACGGAUGGCGCAGGUCACUGGCAUCCCGCUAUUAACAAGCCUGUUUUGAAGGCGUCAUUGAGCCUUAGGAAGGAGCCUUUAUUUGUAGAUGCAGAGGAGGAUAUGAAGGAUGAGAUCAUCAGGCCCAGCACCUCUGCAUCCUUUUUCUCUAUCGCAGCUCCCCCUUCCUACAGCCCUGUUGCAGACUUUUUCCCAAUGCAGUCACCUCCGCCAGUUGACCCAUACGCAUCGUACCAUAUGUCGUCCUUGGACGACAUCGACUUGUACACCGAGAGAGGUGGCGUUGGAACAGUAGGAAGGCAAACUCCAUCUCGACCACCAUCUAGAGAGCCCCGUGAGGCCAGGGAUAGCUGGCUACUGAAAGCUCACGGUAGUGUGAAGUGUCAGGGUUGUGGACUGGCAUGUUCCACAAUGGCGUCCUGUCAGAGGUGCGACAUGAUUCUUUGCGCUGCUUGCCAUGACGUAGACCCAUCCCCCUGUUGUGGCCUCCAGGAAUAUCACCCCAAAUCCCCACGCCCCCUUGACGGAUACAUUCCUGUGAAGGAAAAGUUGUCAGUCUACUCAAAUGCUCAAUCACACCCCCAUCUCCAUCCCCACCCCCUAACCCUAACCCACUCUCAUCCCCAUCCUCACCCCCAGAUGUUAGAAAAACCUCUCAUGCCCACCAAACUGUUUCCUAGCAAGUCAGUUGCUAUGACAACGCCAAAGGCAGGGAGCACAGAGCGUAUAAGCAUUGGGGGCUCACGAUGCGGGUUUUGCAACAAGCCAGGUGCAACACACACCUGCGUAAACUGCUCUAAGGUGUCUUGUGACUCUUGCAUGGGGUUAUAUGCGAAAGAUAUGUGCACACGAAAGAAUCCUCAGCACAACUUUGUGCCCAACCAUCAACUCAACUUCAAAUCUGGCACCAUAUCACACUUGGUGUACCGAUGAAACAGUCCAGUCCUUAUAUCCAAUGUAGUUUUGCACUAUUGAUUCGCCUUAGCUUAAAUAGUUAAUUCUUUGGUUUCUGUGUUGAUCUGCUGGUUGCUUCUUGAACCUGUACAUUUCCACUCCCUGACAGUAGGCCUGUGGAAUACACGCGGAUAGAAACAUAUCAUUAUCCCCGCUCUCUGCUAGGCAUGGGCCGGUGUGAGAUUCUCAUGAUUUGAGUGAAAAAAAAUUGAUCUUCUGAAGAUUUCACCAGUUAAAA